AUGUGUGAUAUUUGCUUCGAUAAUCUCUUGCUAUUAACCGAUUCCUAUAAGUUCACCCACUUUAAGCAGUAUCCUCCCAAGACAACAAAAGUCUAUUCUUAUUUUGAAAGUCGUGGUGGCAAAUUUGAAAAUGUCGUCUUUUUUGGAUUACAAUAUAUUAUCAAGCGCCUACUACUUGGAAAAGUAGUCACAAAAGAAAAAAUUGACGAAGCUAAAGCAUUUUCUAAGGCACACUUUGGCAGAAGCGAUGCCUUCAACGAAGCGGGAUGGCAGUAUAUUUUAGACGCACACGAUGGUAAAUUGCCUAUAAAAAUAAAAGCCGUACCUGAAGGGACUGUUUUACCACAAAAGAACGUUUUGUUUACAGUCGAAAAUACGGAUCCCAACUGCUUUUGGUUAACAAAUUAUCUCGAGACUUUAUUUGUGCAAGUUUGGUAUCCAAUAACAGUUGCAUCCAAUUCAAGAGCACAAAAAGAAGUAAUUGCUCAGUUUUUACAUGAAACAGCUGAUGAUAUGAAAGGACUGCCAUUUAAAUUGCAUGAUUUUGGUUUUCGUGGUGCAACUUCAAUUGAGGCUGCUGGUAUCGGAGGCAUGUCCCAUUUAGUUAAUUUUCUAGGUACUGACACUUUAGCUGGAAUACUUACAGCAAGGAAGUACUAUGGAUGUCCAAUGGCUGGAUUUUCUAUUCCUGCAGCGGAACAUAGUACUAUUACUACAUGGCAAAAGUCCGGUGAAAAGGACGCAUUUGAAAAUAUGUGCAGACAGUUUCCUACUGGCACUAUAGCUUGUGUAAGCGACAGUUAUGACAUCUGGAAUGCUUGUGAAAAUCUCUGGGGUAAGCAGUUAAAAAAUCUCCUCAAGUGUCGCGAUGGUACGCUUGUUGUUAGACCAGAUUCUGGUGAUCCUCCUGAAGUCGUAUCAAAAGUGCUACAUCUACUAGGUGAAGCAUUUGGAACAAUUAUUAAUAAGAAAGGUUAUAAGACAUUACCUCCUUUUGUGCGCAUAAUUCAGGGAGAUGGAAUUGAUCUAGAAAUGAUAAAACGAAUCUUAAAUAAACUCAAGUCAGAGCGUUGGAGUUCAGAUAACUUAGCGUUUGGUAGUGGAGGUGCUUUGCUGCAGAAAUUAAAUCGAGAUACUCUAAAAUGUGCUUAUAAGUGUAGUAUGGUUACCGUUGAUAGCAAAGAGAUAAAUGUAUUCAAACAACCAAUUGACGACCCUGGAAAGAAGUCUAAAAAAGGCCUCCUUACGCUAGAAUAUAGUAGUAGAGACGGCUAUAAAACAGUCGAAGAAGGACGUGGUAACGCUACAAAGGAUCUUUUAAUACCGGUAUUUGAAAAUGGGAAACUCCUUAAGGAAUACACCUUUGAUGAAAUUCGAUCAAGGUGUGAAAUACCGCUUCUAAAGAAAUAA
Messenger RNA from Trichoplax adhaerens, 1410 nucleotides. RefSeq lists its product as uncharacterized. NCBI's taxonomy places the organism in Eukaryota, Metazoa, Placozoa, Uniplacotomia, Trichoplacea, Trichoplacidae. The coding region runs from base 1 to 1410 and encodes 469 amino acids. The transcript has 16 exons. Gene Ontology annotation, biological process: NAD+ biosynthetic process. The record is from RefSeq and is a predicted model, not a curated record. Gene Ontology annotation, molecular function: nicotinamide phosphoribosyltransferase activity.